CUUCCGAGCGGGGUCACGGCCCGGCGCGCGGGGUCUCGCGGGGUCUCGCGGGGUGCGGGCAGCCCGGGCCCAGCGCCAUGUCCCCGAACCUGCGCACGGCGCUCAUCUUCGGCGGCUUCAUCUCCCUGCUGGGCGCCGCCUUCUACCCCAUCUACUUCCGGCCCCUGCUGCUGCCGGAGGAGUACCAGAAAGAGCAAGCUGUAAAUCGAGCUGGGAUUAUUCAGGAAGAUGUGCAGCCACCAGGGUUAAAAGUGUGGUCUGAUCCAUUUGGCAGGAAAUGAGAAGGCUAUCACCACCUCGAUUAUGAAAGACAUCUUCAUGCUUUCCAUUCUGCCGCAAGUACAAUAAAUUGCCUCACGGUAGAAGGAUGGCUGGAGAAGAAAACUCCAUAAAGCUGAAAAUAAGAGUACUGUGCACAAGGACUAAUAUUUCCCUUCUUAAGUAUCAAAAGAGCCCUGGAGCAAAUCACACCAUUAGGGAGGUUUUCAUGAUUUGCUUUACUUUCUAAAAAUGAAGCUCUCUCACCCAGCUGUGUUUGGAGGAGAUCUACUUAUUAUUCAGUCUCUACCGCUUUCCCAACCAAGCUGUGAUGUGAAUGCAAGCAGCCAGUGGACUUGGGAAGAUCCUAGUCUGUCUUGCCAUCCUCCAAAUAGGAAAUUUCAGUAAAAAGCCACCGUGCUGAGCAGCCUCACAGGGCUCUUUGGAAACAUUAAGGUUGAUAAAAUUCUUUGGGGACAAGGUACAUUGUACUCUUUAAGAAUAAGCAGCUCAGCGUAGCCGUCUCAUCGAAGGUUGCUGCAUGUUGGAAAACAAAUGCGAAGUGAGUUAAACUAAAUGGCCGUGCAUGCAUAACAGAAAUCAGUGUCGAAUUAACAGGAGUGAAAAUACGUUUAUUAAAAUGAUCUGUUUUUAAUUCAGAA
Messenger RNA from Canis lupus familiaris (dog), 920 nucleotides. RefSeq names its product small integral membrane protein 20 (gene SMIM20). The record is from RefSeq and is marked validated. Gene Ontology annotation, cellular component: mitochondrial inner membrane. Gene Ontology annotation, biological process: mitochondrial respiratory chain complex IV assembly. NCBI's taxonomy places the organism in Eukaryota, Metazoa, Chordata, Mammalia, Carnivora, Canidae.